Molecule: messenger RNA, 1446 nt
Organism: Coregonus clupeaformis (lake whitefish)
Lineage: Eukaryota; Metazoa; Chordata; Actinopteri; Salmoniformes; Salmonidae
Product: transmembrane gamma-carboxyglutamic acid protein 1-like
Exons: 4
Coding region: 737-1339 (200 amino acids)
Cellular component (GO): extracellular region
Molecular function (GO): calcium ion binding
Source: RefSeq, a predicted model, not a curated record
AUUUUCUAUUAAGGUAUCUUUACUUUUACUCAAGUAUGAAAAUGGUGUACUUUUUCAACCGCUGUGUAAAACUAAUAAUGAUACUGUGUAGAAAUAGCACAUAGAAGAGAUUUGAUGUCAGUCACUUGGAAUGAUGGUGGCGCAAAUUCAUGUUAACUGGCCCUUUCAGCAGGAAAAAGAGAAAUUAUGCCAACCUCUGUUAAACCUCAUUGAAGAAGAAGGAAAAAGAGAAAGGAUGCCAACCACUGUUAAACCUCAUCGAAGAAGAAGGAAAAAGAGAAAGGAUGCCAACCACUGUUAAACCUCAUCGAAGAAGAAGGAAAUAGAAAGGAUGCCAACCACUGUUAAACCUCAUCGAAGAAGAAGGAAAUAGAAAGGAUGCCAACCACUGUUAAACCUCAUCGAAGAAGAAGGAAAUAGAAAGGAUGCCAACCACUGUUAAACCUCAUCGAAGAAGAAGGAAAUAGAAAGGAUGCCAACCACUGUUAAACCUCAUCGAAGAAGAAGGAAAUAGAAAGGAUGCCAACCACUGUUAAACCUCAUCGAAGAAGAAGGAAAUAGAAAGGAUGCCAACCACUGUUAAACCUCAUCGAAGAAGAAAAAGAGUAAACAGCUUUUCAAGGGCUUUUGCGCGUGCGUAGCAACAUUGUGGGCGUCGAGGCGAUACUGGAGCACAGAGCGCAUUCGUGAAGGAAAAUAGACACUGUCACCCACCCCAAACAAUCCAGAAGGAAUCAUGGGGAGUGUGUUCCUGCCGUCGAACCUCGCCAACACAGUGCUGAGGCGUCUGCGCAGGGACAACGGCUACCUGCUAGAGGAGAUCCAGCAGGGCAACAUCCAGAGAGAGUGCAGGGAGGAGAUCUGCACCUACGAGGAGGCCAGGGAGGCCUUUGAGAACGAUGAGAAAACUCAACGGUUCUGGGAGGAGUAUGUGCGGGAGAGCAGUGGCGGGCUCCAGUUGGAGGGUGGAGUCCACUCCCUCUACCUGAUCCUGCCCUUGCUCCUGGUGCUCCUCCUGAUCUCCGGCGUGGCCAUCACCGUGUGGCGCUGCCACUCCCGCAAGCGCUCAGAACGCAGCCCCGCCCUGGGCCGCUCCCACCGGGACCCCACCCUAUCGUUGGUCUCCAUGGACCAGUGGGGGCGGGACUUCCAACUCAAUGACCACUCGGAGCUCAGCGUCAACAGCAGCCGCACCUACCCGGGCUCGGAGGUCACGUCGUCGAGGGGAGGCAGAGGAGACCCGCCGCCGUCUUACGAGGAGGCGGUCGGCCACACGGAUGUGCACAUAGAGACAGAGCCGCCGCCUCAGUAUGAGGACAUCAUUGGCCAUGGGAAGUGAAGUGACCCCCCCCCCAUGCCCUGUCUCAAACGACCCUCCUCUCUCUCUGGCCCCCAUCCAGCUAGAUCAGGGGUGUCAAACUCAUUCCACGGAGGCCCUAGUGUCUG